CUAGAGUAACGUGUAAAGUUCAAACAAUAACUGACAGCUAAGCAAAAUGUCAAUAAAGACAAAAGAAAACUCGGACCAAAAACACUUUCUUAGAAAAACUACACACUAGAAAUUAAAUCCCUGAGACCCAAACAAAGAGUAAGGCUCUUGGCUGACGCCCACCCGCACCAAGGAUGGGCACACAGGGCAAGAAUGUGGACUUCAGCGUUUUGGAAUUCGACAACUACAAUGAUUACAUCACCUCAUUUGCCACCGUUAAGGACUACAGGUAUCUGAGCAACCAGAACACGAUCAAGACCAUCGUCCAACUGGGCUACCGCACCACAAAGAUUCCCUAUACUUCAGAUGAAUAUGAAAAAAGGGUUGACAUAGCCCUGGAGGCCAUCCGGCCAAAGAUUGCCCAUGUAGGCUUGUUUAGCGACCAUAUGUCCCCAACAAACUUCGACCCAGUGCUUCUGGAGUUUAAGUCCCGGGAGCUGCUCAACUUAAACAAGAUUCUUUCGUCAAUCGUGUUCACCUCAUACAUCAACGUCGACGGCUCAGAGAUCUCCGGUUACAUUGACCUGGACAUGAGCUGGCGCAACUGCUACCGCGAGGCCUUGGAUCACACUGACUGGCGGGGAGUCUUUACAGGACGAUCGCGACUAAAGCCCAUGCCCCACCAUCUGAGCUACUCGAACCCUCGCUACAACAUUGUCAAGUACACCAACAGCGACAACUACCAGGUGAUGCACGAUCACCACUUCGGACUGAUUUUCAUGCACCGGGGCGAUCACAAAAUGAUCUCGGUGGGCGGACAGUUUAACAUUUAUUCCAGAAAUGCGAAGCGCUCGAUGGUCUACUCCCCCAAGUACGGGUAUGUUGUCUUCUACGAUCACUUUGUGCGCAAGAAGGUAUAGCAUCUAUGUGAGAUGAAUAUUGAAAUGUACGAGGUUCCUUUCCGUAAUGAUUGCCGCUAAAUUAUGCCAAUGCAACAGUAACAUUAACAAAUAAAAACUUUUCCAUA
Molecule: messenger RNA, 1006 nt
Organism: Drosophila eugracilis
Lineage: Eukaryota; Metazoa; Arthropoda; Insecta; Diptera; Drosophilidae
Product: cilia- and flagella-associated protein 299
Exons: 2
Coding region: 174-899 (241 amino acids)
Source: RefSeq, a predicted model, not a curated record